AUGGAAAAGAUAGAAACAGAAGUACAAAGUCUGAAAGAAAAAGCUAAUAGUCAGCAGCAUGACUAUAAACAUGCGGAGCUAGGUCAGCAGCAUGACCAUAAACAUGCGGAGCUACAAGGAGACGUUGGGAAACUCCAAAAAACCCAUAACAAUGUUUGUUUAAAUGAAGCUACAGCCAGCACAUCUACAGCAGGACAACCUAUAAAAAAGGAGGAGACUAAGGUAAAAUAUACAAAUGUAAAUAUGAACAAAUUAUUUUCAAAACCAUACACUCCUCAAAAUACCCAAAAAGAUAUGACAGUCACCCCACAAACAAAUACAUACAAAGCCAGCUUAGAUUCCCAAAAACAAACAUACAAUUAUAUUUCCAGAACAUAUAUAGAAAACAUAUACAAAGUACAGACUUUUCUUAACCAAAACCCUAAAGCUAAAAAUACGAAAAAACCCGACGAAGACUAUAUAACCCAGUAUUUACAAGGAUAUAAUAAAUUAAUUGCACAACCAGGAACCAAUCCAAACCUAGUAGCAACUUGCUACAACUAUGGAUUAUUAAGUACAGUAUAUACAGCAACAGGAGAUGAGAUAUCUAAAAUACCGGAGCUAUACAGAGCAUUUUUACAGUAUAAAAGAAUAACUAAAGGUACUCUUUUUUACAUAAAAUUCUACUCAGCUACUGCAGAGAUAUUAUAUGACGAAGUCAAACCUACAAUCCAAGUUAUAAAGAUUGGGUUAACAAGGGAAAUGAUAAUCCCUGAGAAGAUAGACACCCAGGAAGAGGUACAAAGAGUAGAUAUUCCAGAAUUCUAUGCCAAUAAAAGAACUAUCGGGAUAGCUACUAUAUUGAACGAGAUAACAAACAAUUAUUUGAAUGAAAAUGCCAUAUGGACAUACUACAACCGAGAUCAAACAAUAAUCUAUUCAAAUUGCAGAGAUAUAUGA
Messenger RNA from Solanum pennellii, 939 nucleotides. RefSeq lists its product as uncharacterized. The transcript has a single exon. The coding region runs from base 1 to 939 and encodes 312 amino acids. The record is from RefSeq and is a predicted model, not a curated record. NCBI's taxonomy places the organism in Eukaryota, Viridiplantae, Streptophyta, Magnoliopsida, Solanales, Solanaceae.